Messenger RNA from Manis javanica (Malayan pangolin), 10198 nucleotides. NCBI's taxonomy places the organism in Eukaryota, Metazoa, Chordata, Mammalia, Pholidota, Manidae. The record is from RefSeq and is a predicted model, not a curated record.
GGUCCCUGCGGGCGGCGGCGGCGGGUGCUCGGGGCCGGGCGGGGCGGCGGCGGCCGCGGCGGCGCGGGGACGCGCGCUGUCUCUUUAAGGGAGCUCGGUCGGGGUGGCGCUUUCCUCCGCCAAGGCUCCUUUGAUAUUAAUAGUGUUGGUGUCUUGAAACUGACGUAAUGCGCGGAGACUGAGGUCCUGACAAGCGAUAACAUUUCUGAUAAAGACCCGAUCUCACUGCAAUCUCAAGCGUCCUCUUUUUUGGUGCUGCUCGUUUCUCCAGAGCCCGCGUCCUCUCGACCGCUCUCUCGUCUUCCUAUUUUUUUUUUUUAAACAAAAAACAACACCCCCCCUCCCCUCUCCCACCCGGCACCGGGCACAUCCUCGCUCUAUCUCCUUUCUCUUUCUCUCGCUCUCGCUCUCCUUUUCUCAUAGGGGGGGGGAGGGAAGGGAAAGGGGGGGAGGCAGGAAAGACCUUUUUCUCCCCCCCCUCCCCCCCAAUCAUCCAAGAUCAACUCUGCGAACAACAGAGGACGGUUCAUGGCUCUGGCCGCCGCGCCACCAUCUUUCGGGCUGCCGAGGGUGCUCCCGACGAUCAAUCAACAGAUGUACAGAUCAGCUCUCAAAAUGUCUUCCAUGUCUUCCGAACGUCUUCUAAGACAAUUGCGUUAGCCUCCUGCUAGUUGACUAAUAGAAUUAAUAAUUGUAAAAAGCACUCUAAAGCCACAUGCCUUAUGAAGUCAAUGCUGGGUAUGAUUUUACAAAGUUCUGAUCUAUUAGACUCCAGUCGAGGAAUUUGUCACAGUCUUCUUAUUUUGACCCUGCCCACUGAUGCCACUAACUCGAAAGAUAUGGUCCGGAAAAAGAACCCCCCUCUGAGAAACGUUGCUAGUGAAGGCGAGGGCCAGACCCUGGAGCCUGUCGGUGCAGAAAGCAAGCUCUCUGGGAAGACCAACGAGUUGCCUGCAGAUCAGAUGUCAGAAAAUACGGAUCAGACUGAUGCUGCAGAACUAAACCACGAGGAGGAACGUAUCUUGCAUGUCCAAGAUCCAGCUUCUAGCAGGAAGAAGGACUUAAAAAGCUCUGUCCUGAGUGAGAAGGCUGGCUUCCAUUAUGAAAGCCCCAGUAAGGGAGGAAACCUUUCCUCCUACCCACAUGAUGAGGUGACAGAUAGAAAUAUGUUGGCUUUCUCAUCUCCAGCUGCUGGGGGAGUCUGUGAGCCCUUGAAGUCUCCUCAAAGAGCAGAUGCAGAUGACCCUCAAGAUAUGGCCUGCACCCCAUCAGGGGACUCACUGGAGACAAAGGAAGAUGAUAAGAUGUCACCAAAGGCUCCCGAGGAAACAGGGCAGAGCGGUCAAGGCUCAAGCCCGGUUUCAGUGGCCUCAAAAAACCCACAAGUGCCUUCAGAUGGGGGUGUAAGACUGAAUACAUCCAAAACUGACUUACUGGUGAAUGACAACCCAGAGCCGGCACCUCUGUCUCCAGAGCUUCAGGACUUUAAAUGCAAUAUCUGUGGCUAUGGUUACUAUGGCAACGACCCCACAGAUCUGAUUAAGCACUUCCGAAAGUAUCACUUAGGACUGCAUAACCGCACCAGGCAGGAUGCUGAGCUGGACAGCAAAAUCUUGGCCCUUCACAACAUGGUGCAGUUCAGCCAUUCCAAAGACUUCCAGAAGGUUAACCGUUCUGUGCUUUCUGGCGUGCUGCAGGACAUCAAUUCUUCAAGGCCCGUUUUACUAAAUGGAACUUAUGAUGUACAGGUCACUUCAGGUGGAACAUUCAUUGGCAUUGGACGGAAAACACCAGAUUGCCAAGGAAACACCAAGUACUUCCGCUGUAAAUUCUGCAAUUUCACCUAUAUGGGCAACUCAUCAACUGAACUAGAACAGCAUUUUCUUCAGACUCACCCGAACAAAAUAAAAGCUUCUCUCCCCUCCUCUGAGAGUGCAAAACCUUCAGAGAAAAACUCUAACAAAUCCAUCCCUGCACUUCGACCCAGUGAUUCUGGAGACUUGGGAAAGUGGCAGGACAAGAUUACGGUCAAGGCAGGAGAUGACACUCCUGUUGGCUACUCAGUGCCCAUCAAGCCCCUUGAUUCCUCAAGACAAAAUGGUACCGAGGCCACCAGUUACUACUGGUGUAAAUUUUGUAGUUUCAGCUGUGAGUCAUGUAGCUCCCUUAAACUGCUAGAACAUUAUGGCAAGCAGCAUGGAGGAGCGCAGUCAAGCGGCCUUAAUCCAGAAUUGAAUGAUAAGCUUUGCAGGGGCUCUGUCAUUAAUCAGAAUGAUCUAGCCAAGAGUACAGAAGGGGAACCGAUGGCCAAGGCAGACAAGGGCUCCAGUGGGGCUAAAAAGAAGGACUUCUCCAGCAAGGGAACUGAGGAUAAUAUGGUAACAAGCUACAAUUGUCAGUUCUGCGACUUUAGAUACUCCAAAAGCCAUGGCCCUGAUGUAAUUGUAGUGGGGCCACUUCUCCGUCAUUAUCAGCAACUCCAUAACAUUCAUAAAUGCACCAUCAAACACUGUCCAUUCUGUCCCAGAGGCCUUUGCAGCCCAGAAAAGCACCUUGGAGAAAUUACUUAUCCAUUUGCUUGUAGAAAAAGUAAUUGUUCCCACUGUGCGCUCUUGCUUUUGCACCUGUCUCCUGGGGCAGCUGGGAACUCGAGAGUCAAACAUCAGUGCCACCAGUGCUCGUUCUCCACCCCUGAUGUAGAUGUGCUCCUCUUUCACUAUGAGAGCAUGCAUGAGCCUCAAGCAUCGGAUGUCAAACAAGAAGCCAAUCACCUGCCAGGACUGGAUGGGCAGCAAGCUGUCAAGGAAAGCAAGGAACACUCAUGUACCAAGUGUGAUUUCAUUACCCAGGUGGAAGAGGAGAUUUCCCGACACUACAGGAGAGCACACAGCUGCUACAAAUGCCGUCAGUGCAGUUUUACAGCUGCCGAUACUCAGUCACUACUGGAGCACUUCAACACUGUUCACUGCCAGGAACAGGACGUCACUACAGCCAACGGCGAAGAGGACGGUCAUGCCGUGUCCACCAUCAAGGAGGAGCCCAAAAUUGACCUUAAGGUCUACAGUCUGCUCAAUCCAGACUCUAAAAUGGGAGAGCCAGUUUCCGAGAGUGUGGUGAAGAGGGAGAAGCUGGAAGAUAAGGACGGGCUCAAAGAGAAAGUUUGGACCGAGAGUUCAAGUGAUGACCUUCGAAACAUGGCUUGGAGAGGGGCAGACAUCCUGCGGGGCAGUCCUUCAUAUACUCAGGCGAGCCUGGGGCUUCUGACGCCUGUGUCCGGCACCCAGGAGCCGGUGAAGGCUCUAAGGGAUAGCCCCAAUGUAGAAGCUGCCCAUCUGGCGCGACCUAUUUAUGGCUUGGCUGUGGAGACCAAGGGAUUCCUGCAGGGGGUGCCAGCCGGUGGAGAGAAGUCCGGGGCCCUCGCCCAGCAGUAUCCUGCACCCGGAGAAAACAAGUCCAAGGAUGAAUCCCAGUCCCUGUUACGGAGGCGUAGAGGCUCGGGUGUUUUUUGUGCCAAUUGCUUGACCACAAAGACCUCUCUCUGGCGAAAGAAUGCAAAUGGCGGAUAUGUAUGCAAUGCGUGUGGCCUCUACCAGAAGCUUCACUCGACUCCCAGGCCUUUGAACAUCAUUAAACAAAACAACGGUGAGCAGAUUAUUAGGAGAAGAACAAGAAAGCGCCUUAACCCAGAGGCACUUCAGGCUGAGCAGCUCAGCAAACAACAGAGGGGUGGCAGUGAGGAGCAGGUCAACGGAAGCCCCUUAGAGAGGAGGUCGGAAGAUCAUUUAACCGAAAGUCACCAGAGAGAAAUUCCACUCCCCAGCCUGAGUAAAUAUGAAGCCCAGGGUUCAUUGACUAAAAGCCAUCCUGCUCAGCAGCCAGUACUGGUCAGCCAAACUCUGGAUAUUCACAAAAGGAUGCAACCUUUGCACAUUCAGAUAAAAAGUCCUCAGGAAAGUACUGGAGACCCAGGAAAUAGUUCCUCUGUAUCUGAAGGGAAAGGAAGUUCCGAGAGAGGCAGUCCCAUAGAAAAGUACAUGAGACCCGCGAAACACCCAAAUUAUUCACCACCAGGCAGCCCCAUUGAAAAGUACCAGUACCCCCUUUUCGGACUUCCCUUUGUACAUAAUGACUUCCAGAGUGAAGCUGAUUGGCUGCGGUUCUGGAGUAAAUAUAAGCUCUCCGUUCCUGGGAAUCCGCACUACUUGAGUCAUGUGCCUGGCCUACCAAAUCCUUGCCAAAACUAUGUGCCUUAUCCCACCUUCAGUCUGCCUCCUCGUUUCUCAGCUGUUGGAUCAGACAAUGACAUUCCUCUAGAUUUGGCGAUCAAGCAUUCCAGACCUGGGCCAACUGCAAAUGGUGCCUCCAAGGAGAAAACGAAGGCACCCUCAAAUGUAAAAAAUGAAGGUCCCUUGAAUGUAGUAAAAUCAGAGAAAGUUGAUAGAAGUACUCAAGAUGAACUUUCCACAAAAUGUGUGCACUGUGGCAUUGUCUUUCUGGAUGAAGUGAUGUAUGCUUUGCAUAUGAGUUGCCAUGGUGACAGUGGGCCUUUCCAGUGCAGCAUAUGCCAGCAUCUUUGCACGGACAAAUAUGACUUCACAACUCAUAUCCAGAGGGGCCUGCAUAGGAACAAUGCACAAGCGGAAAAAAAUGGAAAACCUAAAGAGUAAAACCAUAGCACUUAGCACAAUUAAAUAGAAAUAGGUUUUCUUGAUGGGAAUUCAAUAGCUUGUAAUGUCUUAUGAAGACCUAUUAAAAAUAUUACUUCAUAGAGCCUGCCUUAUCCAACAUGAAAUUCCCUUCUUUUAUUCUUUCUUUUAAUGAGUAGGUUACCAAGAUUAAAAAGUGAGACAAAUGGUCAGUGAGAAAAAAAUGGAAGAUGGUAAAUAGUCAUGUUUUAGAACCUAUUAAGUCAAAGCCAUCUUCACAAACGUAUAUGGUGGAAACCAUCCGUAAGAAGUAUCACCAGACUACAAUUACUAUGUUUGUAAAGAAAGAGAUCAAAGCUGUCUAGAAUUGGGUAGGGUUUACAUGUCAUGAUGCUAAAGCAGUAUUGGGCUGCCCAUUGGCCAUUUGUUCAAAAAACCUAUAAACUGUUUGUUGCCUAAAUUUAGAAGACUCGUGAAAUGCUAGGCAGACGAGAAACCCGAUCUCCAGGGCAGGAAAGGAAAAUGGCGCCCUCUUACAUCCUUCUCUUCUCAUUGACCAUGUUUCAGAUUUAGACCUAGAAAUGUGAGCUGUGGUUAGACUUGGUGAGAGAGCAGCCAGAAAAGUGACAGAUGGUGACACAGUGAUUUUGGCCAGCCCUGCCUGUACAUACACAUGCACGCCCUCUCUGGUAUUUUUGUCCUUUAGAUGUUCGAAUAGUCUUUUCAAAAGUAGUCCUUUUGUUUGCAACUUAGGUUCAUUUUGUCCAAAUAUAUAUGCAUUUUUAAAAACAGUGUCCUCAAUGCUUACAUAGUAAUUUUAUUUUAGCCAGAUCCUUCUUUCUUGUAUGUAAUGGACCAGUUUGGAUUUGUUUUUCACGCCUCCUCUUGGUCACUAAUCUCAGUUGGCACAUUAGAUCGAAAGGGAUCCCCUCAGUUCAAAAGAUUAGAUGGAUACAAAUGUUCAGAUCAUGGGCUUAAUUUGCUUAUAGAACACACGGUAUUUCUCCACAAGGUAACCUGCUGUAUUUAUUUAUUUUCUUUCGGUUAAAUAUAAUUUCCAAACUUUGUGGUCAGGCAGCGUCUAAAGUUACGUUACCACAGACUGACAGUUGGUAUAUUGUAUGUACCAGUCAAUCCCUUCAUUAGAUUUAUACAGGUUUAGUUAAGUAGCAUUAAAUAGGAUUCUUAGAAGUAUGUCUUCAUAGUACUUUUAAUACUUACGGCUUUGUAAAACUAUCCAUGAAGGGAAAGCUCCUCAGCAUAACUGCUCAGGGAAAUAGGGCUAAAUAACUGAACAUUAAAUAAUUGGUUAAAGGUGCUGUUAGUCGAGCCUCAAUGCUUGCUACAAGGAUGUAUGUACAAGGACUGACUUUAAUAAUUUGCAUUAUAUUGUCCCAACCAGUAGUUUAUUUUUUGCCACGGAGAUGUAGAAGAUAUUACAAGCUACUGGAUGCACUGUCAGAUUAACUUAUUUCAUUAAAGAAGUUGGGAGAACAAAUAGGAAAAAAAAACUUAUUUUUCUAGUAAAUAUUAAUGUAUUACAUUUCAAAUAAUGGUGCCUGACAUAUUGAAUAAUUAUUUUCUACAGUGUACGUAUGCAACAAAGAUAUUCCAUCAUGCAUUAGAGUCAGUUCUGGCUCUGCCUAGCUGUUUACAUUUGCAAAUGUAGCAAACAAGGUAAUGAAGCAACUAUUUCUAUUGCAGUAGAUAUCUUUUUGUGUGUGUGUGCGCGUGCGUGUGUGUGUGUGCGUGCGUGUGCAUUAAAGUUGGAAACGUGAAACAAAUGAAAGUUCUUGAUAUAAUGGUAUGGAAAACAAGAAGGAAAUGAAAAUAUUUUUAUGCCUACUUAGGAAAAAAAGGGUAGCACUAUUCAUUCCAAGUACUUUUUUUUUAAUUUUUAAGCUCUUAACUCACAUUGUUAUGCUUAAAAUGAUAAACAUAUAUCCUCUUUUUAUUGCUUUGUGUUUCAGAUGAAACAUUUCAGAAAUUAUUUUGAUAAGUGCUGCUGGGAUUGCAGCACUGAUGUUUUUAUUGCAUUCUGUAGUCGCAUUUGCACUCCAUUUUUACAUUAACUUACAGUUGGUUUGUAUCGUUUUUGUUCCGUUUGGGUUUUGUUUCUUUUCCACAGUGCCAGGUCUUCGUUUCUUAAAGUUGGAUGGCAGGUAGAGUUCAACCAGUUCAUGACAAUUGUAGUGAAUGAAGUUUAAAAAUGUUCUUCUGAUGUUGUGUUGUCAUUUCCAUUCUUGCAUUUUCGUUUUCAUGUAAAAAAAAAUUCAUUUUCAUGUUAAAAAACAGAGACAGACAUAGAGAGAAAUCAGGACUAAGCCUUCAGCUUCAGUUUCGUUUCUAAAGGGCCCUAUUCUGAUCUCACCUGUCCGGUAGCUCAAAUAUUUUCAUAAACUGAAAUAAAGAAGUGGAAUGAGGAGCUUUGACCUUCAAACUAUGUGAUGUGAUUUAUCUUUAUUAGGAAUUUUGAUGAAUGCAUCUCAAAAUGUACAGGCAGACUUGAGAGGUGGCAAUUAAGAAUCUAUAAAAGAAAGGAGAUUUCCCAAACAACUAAACAGUAUUUAAUUUUCUUAGUAAAAAGACUAGUAACAGUGCACUGUGGCAAUCCUCAAGCAACAUUAAAUGUGGACUGCUCAAAUCAUCAAAAUACCAGAAGUUUGAUUAACUUGGGCAAUAUUACAGGUAUGACUUUUUGGGCAAAACUACUCCAUAAGCAAUUUCUCCAUUGUGUCAAACACCAAUAGGUUGUUCACUUCUGGCAUGUAUGCCUUUAUUUUCUUUUAUCUGAUUUUUUUUUCACAGACAUAGUAGUAAUGAUUAGCAUUGGAAAAUACAUAUCACUAUUCUUGGAAUAUUUAUGAUCAGUCUACUUUCAGUAGAAUAUUCUUGGUUAGCAUUGACAUGAUAGAUCUUAUUCCGUAUUCCUUUAUUAUUAUUUUAUUUUCAUUUUUGUUUUCAUUAUUAUACAUAUUUUGAUGGAGGAGAGGUUGGGCUUUUUUUAAAAGAUGAAAAUUUGUUAUAACACUAAACAACCCCUUAUUUUAUGACUUAUGAAAGCUUUUGUUCUAGCUCUCAAAAUAUAAAAAUGGUUGGUUUUUAUUUUUAUUAUUUGGUUUUAAGAUUUCUAAGACAUUUUGUCUUAAACUGUGAUUUUUAAAUGAGCUAUUUAGGUACUUAACCUUUUAUGAGGUCUUUAAAGAUGAUUUAGGUUUUUCCCUUCUUGGGAAAGUCUUCCCUUAUGUUGAAAACUGUAUGCCAGCUAGCAAUGUAUGCCAUUUAAAAGCUGUCUUUUUAAAAGUCUUCUAAAAUUACUUGUCUAUAUCAUGAAUUGAGCUUUAGAUCAAACGCCAGGCCAGGACCAGCUUACACAUUCGCAUUCUCAGCUUUCUCACCCUCUUUCUAUUCAUCUCUCACCGCAUUCAUACUGUUGUUUGGGAUAGACACUUCAUAAAGAGCCAGCCCACCUUGGAAGGUUGUGGAUUGAGAGACACUAAGUAUAUGAGAAAAGGACGGGACUCUCAAUGUUAACACAUUAACUUUGUAGUUCAAGAGGAAUAGAGUGUGCCCAUUCUUUCUACAUGACAUAUUGAGAUGUUCUUUUAAAAAAAAUCAGCUUUUAAGGUAGUGAUGUUUUGUUCUAAACUGUUCUCUUUUAAUAAAGGUAGAUUUUAGAAAACAAGCAUGGGGGAUUCUUUUCUAAGGUAAUUACUAAUGAGAAGAAGAAAGCGAUUAUGUUUAACAGCUCUUUGUUGAAGCCUGUGGUAGCACAUUGAUUGCACAUGUGCACAUAAUCUAUUAUGAUCCGGUGCAAAUACAGCUCCAAAAAUAUUAAAUGUAUAUAUAUUUUAAAAUGCCUGAGGAUAUAUGUUUUUCUUAAUAAAUUGAUAUCGAUACUGCUAUUAAAAUCAUUAUUAGCCUCCUGCUGUGUGGAUGCAGAAUAUCAGAAGGUGACCUGUCUUGAAUCCUUGGAACUGCCUGCCUGUUCAGUCAGUGAACAUUAAUACAAUCCUAGAGGGGAAGUACAUGUCAUCCUGCUGUGGAAGCGUGGAGUCAAGAAGCUGGUGGUCAGCUCUCCUGUGCUCUGUGCCAGCCUUUUGCCCAAAGUUUACAUGACCUCACAGCUUCCUGUCUUUGAGUUAAGGGCCACAGCAAAAGAAACCCAAGUCAUCUUUGGUGAUCAAGUAGGUCAAAACUUGGUGACUGUCCUAGAUCACAGGAGAACAUGGAGGAACUGAAAUUCGACCCGAAUAUGAAACUAAAUAUGCUAACCAAAGGUAGGUACUAGUAGGUGGAAUUCUAUCAUCAGGCAAUUGUAAAUGAGAAGAGGAUAGAAAAACAUGCUUCGGGACUUGGAAGGGCUGUGUUAUUUUCCCAAAGAAAGACUUGGCCAAGGGCAAAGGGGAUGGCUUCUUUGAAGAACACUUCCUUUUGGUUUUCCAUCACUGUUUCAUAGACAGCGGACUCACACGUUGCUGAUAGUGGUGCAGUUGUUCAGAUAGCACUUGUGGCUAUUUGCAGUAAUUAGGGCCUCGGAAGAUGCUAGGUCACAAGUGUGUGUCAAGUCAGGGAUGAAGGAAAUGUGAAAUUCAACCCAGACAUGGAAACUGAAUGACGUGCGCUCAUGUGUCACUCUUUGGAAAGUAAAGGUAGAGCUGUCAGCUCCACUCCAUCCUACAGCAGAGUAAAGCGAGGGUGGCUGUACAUGGAAGUGAGGUUUACCCUUCAUCAGAGGAAAUGGUCCUUCAAAACUGGUUCCUGAUUUCACCCCUGGUUAAUUUUCAUUAUGUGACCUGCAGCGAAUCACUUUUUCUUCUUGUUCCUCAGGUUCCUCACCUGUAAAAUGGAAAAAAAUAUAUUAAUAAUAAUAAUAAUAUUAAUAAUAAUAAUGGUAAUGUAGUACUUAUUUGUAAAGCACUUUGAGAUCCUUGGUUGAAAGGCACUGUGGGAGUGCCAAGUAUUAUUUUAUGGCCAAGGGGCUUAUUUAAACUCUCAGUUCCCAAGGGCCAGGAGAGGUUGGGGUCAUUUUUGUUAAGGAUGAGCUGUAAAUAUCAUAUCCAGAAAGCCUAUAGUGUUGACUCUAAGAAGCAAAACUUUCACAAGGCUGAUAAAAACCAUAGUUUCUUAAUGGCUACCAACAGGCAAAUACCACAAUAAGAGAUGCCAAAUUCCUUUGGGUAGACUAUUUGACAACAUGGAUAAUUUUGGUGGGUGGGAUGAGGGUGGGAAACAUCUCAAAAUGCCAAUGUAAAAUUAACUUACAGCAAUAUUCACCAGCAGAAAAUGUCUUUCGUAUGGAAUGAUUUCAUGUCGCUAAGAAAAAAAAUUCAAUUUGUAGUCCUGAUUGAAUAUUAGAAUGUUGGCUAUAAUAGUUCUGUUCUUACAACACAUGGAAUUUUUUUUCGUUUUAUUUAAUUUUGUUUUCAUAGUGCAUGUUCAUUUCUACUCACAAACAUGUUCUUGGUGUAUUUCUUAUGCAAACAAUCUUCAGGCAGCAAAGAUGUCUGUUACAUCUAAACUUGAAUAAUAAAGUUUUACCACCAGUUAUA